Manihot esculenta (cassava) is the source of this 630-nucleotide messenger RNA. RefSeq lists its product as uncharacterized. The record is from RefSeq and is a predicted model, not a curated record. NCBI's taxonomy places the organism in Eukaryota, Viridiplantae, Streptophyta, Magnoliopsida, Malpighiales, Euphorbiaceae. Bases 1 to 630 code for a protein of 209 amino acids. The transcript is spliced from 2 exons.
AUGUCUGCUAGAAGAGUUGAUGUCAAACUGAAUUCUACUGCAAUGUUGCUCAAUCCCUUGCAGCCACCCAUUUUCUUUCUGGAGGUUCGUUUCCAUUUCAAUUACAGAAAAUUACUCAGAAACCUUGAAGGAGACUUGAUCGAGAUUGAAGCCUACCCAGUUGCUCCAACCUCCUCUUUCUUCUUCAAGAUUCAUUCUCAUGAUGACUUAUUUUCUCAGCAACCAUGCAAACGCCAUCUUGAUUAUUUGUUCUCUUCCUUCAAUCUUGACGACGCUCUACGCGAUUUCUUAGCUUAUCGCAUUGCUUGCUUCCUCGUUUUCAUAGCCAAUAAGCAACCUUUCUUGGGGUGCCAUGUAGUGGCAGACACGGAUAUUACCGAUGAGCACUUGAUUGUCGGAGAUCCCAUUGAUCUGACAAUGAUUAUAGACGAAGUGCCCCAAGAAGUGGUUCCCGGAGGUGCAUCGAGUUCCACGCUAAACAAGUUGAAGAAGCGGAGGUUUUUUGCUAAGAAGGGCCGUGAUGGCGACGGAUUAUCGGACAAUUGUGCGAUUUGUUUAGAGGGAUUAUCCAGUGGCCGAGACGCACUCAUAAAGAUGACAUGCGAUCAUUUGUUCGUCGUUCCCAUUUAA